Messenger RNA from Vombatus ursinus (common wombat), 1520 nucleotides. It is a transcript of the gene MRPS6, whose product is annotated as mitochondrial ribosomal protein S6. The record is from RefSeq and is a predicted model, not a curated record. The coding region runs from base 1 to 972 and encodes 323 amino acids. The transcript is spliced from 6 exons. Gene Ontology annotation, biological process: translation. Gene Ontology annotation, molecular function: structural constituent of ribosome; small ribosomal subunit rRNA binding. Gene Ontology annotation, cellular component: ribosome; mitochondrial small ribosomal subunit. Lineage: Eukaryota; Metazoa; Chordata; Mammalia; Diprotodontia; Vombatidae.
AUGCCGCCGAGCAUCACUUCUCAUUUGAAGCCUUUCUUGAUCACCCUAGCUGCUGCAGCUCCCGAAACCUGCGGCUCGCACCCGCAUCGCUGCUGCUGGCCGGCCCGGCCCUUCCCUUGGGGUCAGCGCACCAGCCCCGGGGGACGCGGCACACGGGCAGCUGCAAGCCCAGGAUGGGGGAGCAUCCCGCGGAGGGACGCGGCGGGGUGGCGAAGGCGGCGGGAAGAAGGAGACAGGGUGUCCUGCCUCUGUCGCCGCCCCAGGAGCCCAGCCUGGCCUCGGCUGCUGCUUCCUGAGCCCAGUGAGGAGCCGUCAGGGACCACGUCCGAGGCUGGGGGCGGGGAGCGACUGGGCCGGGGGCCGGGGGCGGCUGCUUCGGCGGAGUGCCGCGGCCCCUUUAAGGCGGGGCGGAGCCUGCCCGGCCCCCGGACUCCCGGGGCUGUAACUUGCCUUUGCUGCUGGGAGCGAGAGAGCCGACGUUCGUCCUUGUCUUUCCCCUUCCCCGCCCCGGGAACCCCGGCUCGCGUCGCCGCGCCCCUCCGGCUCCCGGCCGUCCUCCCUCCCACCGUCGCGACAGCGGAGCCCGUGCCCGCGAGCUCCGGCAUGCCUCGAUACGAGCUGGCUUUGAUCCUAAAAGCCAUGCAGCGGCAAGAGACCGCCACUGCCCUGAAGCGCACGAUUCAAGCCCUAAUGGAUAAAGGUGCAGUAGUGAGAAAUUUGGAAAACCUGGGUGAAAGGGCCCUUCCAUAUAAGAUCUCCGUACAUAAUCAACGCCAUCACAGAGGAGGGUAUUUCUUGGUGGAUUUUUAUGCACCGACAACAGCUGUUGAGAGAAUAAUGGAACACUUAUCCCGAGACAUUGACGUGGUCAGACCGAAUAUUGUCAAACACCCACAAACCCUAGCAGUGAAAGAGUGUGAAGGCAUCAUUCCUGUUCCUUUUGAAGAUAAAUUAUAUUCCAAGAAGAAAUAAAUGGAAGAUGUGGCUGGUUGCAGCCUUGUUUCUAAUUCCCUGACAAAAGUACACAAUUUAUUAUCAGUUCACUAUUCUUGACCUUUAAUUGUGUACCAACUUUGUAAUCAACACAUGGCGAGUGUACUUUUAAUUUUUGAAAGUUAAUAUGUUAAUAUAAAAUUAAUAUGAUAAAGUAAACUUGGGUCUCUCUUCUCGGAAGAAUGUGACUUGUUCAAGGCAAGUUACCCAAUUAUCUUCAGAUCUAUGUAAGGCUAUAAUAUCAUUAUUUUCUGAAUUCAUUUUUUUCUUUAAAAAAAAAAAAGAGAGAGAAGAGUGUUCAAAUUGUAGCAUCAAAAUAGUAAUCAUUGUUGAAAACUGGAAGAAAGGUGAAUAACACCAUCAGAAGGACAGAUGCAUUGAAAAUGCCUUGAACUGCUAGGGACUUUGUUUCCAACCAAUCAUAAUUAUGCUGUGUAACUAGGUAUAAAUUAAUAUUUAAAAACCGCUGUGUAAUAUUUGUACAAAUUCCUUUUGAAUAGGGCAAUAAAAAUUAUUCUAAAAAUUAA